Molecule: messenger RNA, 4478 nt
Organism: Conger conger (European conger)
Lineage: Eukaryota; Metazoa; Chordata; Actinopteri; Anguilliformes; Congridae
Gene: rev1
Product: REV1 DNA directed polymerase
Exons: 21
Coding region: 297-4271 (1324 amino acids)
Biological process (GO): error-free translesion synthesis; error-prone translesion synthesis
Cellular component (GO): nucleus
Molecular function (GO): damaged DNA binding; deoxycytidyl transferase activity; DNA-directed DNA polymerase activity
Source: RefSeq, a predicted model, not a curated record
CGGAAAACGAUGAGAGGAGGAGCCGGGGACAGACGAAAGCAGCUGGAAAGGAAGAAAGAAGGAGAAGGUGAUCGAGAGUGAUCAUUGGUCUGCCUCUUCCAGUGCCACAAUAACAUGUCCAAAUCGGAAGCCCCCAGGACACAAAGGCAACGACGGUAAAACCAAAACAAUAUUUCUGUAAAUAGCACAGUCCUUGCGACCAGAAAGGAACGGAUUGGCCUACGGACAUAGCGAUGAGCACCUUGCUCUAAAAGAAAGAACCAAACACAAUACAAGAGGAAAGAAAAGCUCUGAGGAUGAGUGGAGGACGGCGGAAGAGAGCUGAUGAAGAUAACGGCUGGGGAGACAGGGGGGGCUAUAUGGCUGCCAAGGUUUUCAAGCUGGAUGAGCAGUUCCGGCAAGACGCCCCUCGGGAGAAACAGAAGGAGGGCACCAGCUCUGAAAUAUUCCGCGGCGUGGCCAUCUACGUCAACGGCUACACAGACCCCACAUCGGACGAGCUGCGCAGACUGAUGAUGCUGCACGGCGGCCAGUACCACGCCUACUACUCCCGCUCCAAGACCACCCACAUCAUCGCCAACAACCUGCCCAACUGCAAGAUCCAGGAGCUGCGGAGUGAGAAGGUGGUGCGGCCUGAGUGGAUCACCGACAGUGUGAAGGCGGGCCGGCUCCUCUCCUGCCUGCAGUACCAGCUGUACAGGCCCAGGGGCCUCUGCUUCCCCAGCACACGGGCCCCCCAGGAGCCUGGACCCAGCCACGCCCCCAACCAUGCCUGCCCCACCCACCCAGAGCCGGACCACGCCCACCACGACGGGAGCCUCCGGCUGAAUGGGUCCGUGAGGAACUGUGUGGACUGGACAGGGGCCCCCAAAAUGAACGGGGUACACGAGGGGGACAGAGAAUACCCCGAAGAGCCCCUCACCAAUGGCCACGCCCAUCCUGCCAACGGUGCCUUAAAGCCCCUGGAUCUGGCCCUUCGUCCUGCGCGAGACCCCCUGGCGAAGCCCCCGCCCCCUCCUUCAGACUGCCCCCAGACCCCUCCCUCACUGGACAGCAGACCGCGCCAGCCUCCCCCAAGCCCCGCCCCCCACAACAAACCCUGCUCCAGCUCGCCCGCCCUUCCUCCCACAGCCAAUCAGAAGGCAGCCGCCGUCACCAGGCCCUGCCCACAAACCCCUCCCCGCCAAUCGUUGGGCUCUGAGAUGCCCCUCCCCCAGUGCAGCAGAGUCCGGCUGAACGGGGCUCACUACGCCUCUCCCGCCCCUCCGCCUAAAAGCCCCGCCCCCUCCACAAGCCCCGCCCCGGCGGGAUCUCCGGGGAAACGCAUGGCUCCUCCCACGGACGCCAGCGCCAUCUCGCAGUACUACUCCCACUCCCGCCUGCACCACAUCUCCACCUGGCGCAACGAGUUCUCCGAGUUCGUCAACUCCCUGCAGCAGCGCCGGAGGGCCAGCGGGGGCGCUGUCUUCCCCGGGAGGGAGCGGCUGAGGAGGCACGCCACAGGUUUGUCGGGUCCAGCUGGACCUCAGAACCGGCAGACCUGCAUCCUUCAUGUGGACAUGGACUGUUUCUUUGCCUCCGUUGGGAUCCGACACCGACCAGAUCUAAAGGGGAAGCCCGUUGCCGUGACGAGUAACCGAGGGCCCGGAACAGUGGCCCCGCGUCAUGGGACCAAUCCCCAGAUGGAGGUGCUGUACUACCAGAGGAGACGGGAGGGGAGGGGUGCUGAUCUGGACUCCUCCUCGUCCCCUGAGAGUCCCGACGCCCCGGGUAACGGAGUGGACCCCGCCCUCAUGGCGCUGUCCAUGGCAGAGAUCGCCUCCUGCAGCUACGAGGCCAGGCAGGCGGGGGUGAGGAACGGCAUGUUUUUCGGACAGGCCAAGCGGCUGUGCCCCGGCCUGCAGGCCGUGCCCUACGACUUCCAGGCCUACAAGGAGGUGGCGCUGGUCCUGUACGAAACGCUGGCCAGCUACACGCACGAGAUCGAGGCUCUGAGCUGUGACGAGGCCCUGGUGGACGCCAGCAGCCUGCUGGCCGAGCUGGGCGUGGCCCCUGACGAGCUGGCCAACGCCAUCCGCAGCGACGUGAGGGAGAGGACGGGCUGCUCCGCCUCCAUCGGCAUGAGUUCAAAUAUUCUGCUGGCCAGAAUGGCGACUCGCAAGGCAAAACCGAACGGACAGUGCUGUCUGAAGCCGGAGGAAGUGGACGACUUCAUUAGAGACCAGCCCGUCACCAGCCUGCCAGGUGUGGGGCGGUCGAUGGGCUGCAAGCUGACCUCUCUGGGGGUGCGGACGUGCGGAGAGCUGCAGCAGAUGUCCAUGUUGCGGCUGCAGAAGGAGUUUGGGCCGCGGACGGGCCAGACGCUGUUCCGGUUCUGCCGCGGCCUGGACGACCGGCCCGUCCGGAGCGAGAAGGAGAGGAAGUCCGUUUCGGCCGAGAUGAACUACGGAAUCCGUUUCACACAGGUUCAGCGUCGCGCCCUACAACAGGCCAAAAUUGCACCCAGUAACCCAUCCUGUACCCUCAAGUAUCACCCCUGUCCCGUACCCUCAAAUAUCACCCCUGUCCUGUACCCUCAAAUAUCACCCCUGUCCUGUACCCCGCAGCCUGUACCCACAUCUUCACCCCAACGUAUACCACAAACUUCACCCCAAUCCACUGACUGCUGUCCUCCUCCCUGCCCCCUCCCCUCUCUGCAGGUUUCGGAGGCGGAGGCGUUCCUCCUCAGCCUGUCCCAGGAGGUCCAGCGGAGGCUGCAUGCCGCAGGCCUCCAGGGUCGUCGGCUCACCCUCAAGGCCAUGGUGCGAAAACCUGGGGCCCCUGUGGAGCCCGCCAAGUACGGGGGCCACGGGAUCUGUGACAGCCUGGCCAGGUCAGUGACCCUGGAUCAGCCCACAGACAGCGCAGAGCUGAUUGGCUCUGAGGUGCUGAAGCUCUUCCGCUCCAUGAAGGUGAGUGCAGCUGACAUGAGGGGCGUUGGCCUGCAGAUACAGCUGCUGGGGCCACACCCCGCGCCCGGCCCCGGCCCCCAGGACCCGCCCCGCCCCGCGCGCUCCAUCAGAGACCUGCUGCUGGCCCAACGCUCCGCCCACCCUGCUGCCAUGGCCCCGCCCUCCACGCCAGUGGGAAUACCGCCUGCUGCCCCGCCCCCAAGCGGAGCCACCAAUCAGAGCAGGUGCCCCCCUGCCAGAGCCCCGCCCCCGCCCUCCAGCUGCUCCGCCCUCUCCUCUUCCCCGACGGAGCCCGUGCCCAGCACCAGCACGGGGGAGCCCCCCCCACGCUAUAACGGGGGUCUGCACACCCCCGCCCGCACACAGCCUCGCCUCAACUGCAGCAUCCAGGUGCCCUCGCCCUCCCAGGUGGAUCUCUCGGUAUUGGAGGCGUUGCCGGCGGAGAUCCGGCAGCAGGUGGAGCAGUCCUGGAGUCGCAGCGCGGAUCUGCCCAACGGCACGCCCCUGACCCCGCCCCCGCCCCUGACCCCGCCCCCAGCCCCGCCCCCCUCACCACCGCCCAGAGGCACGCUCAUCCUGCAGAUCCCCGGGGGGGCGGAGCCAUCCGGCGGGACGGGCAUCGUGCUGGCGCUCCCAGACUUCUCCCAGGUGGAUCCAGAAGUGUUUGCAGCUUUGCCUCCAGAGCUGCAGGAGGAGCUGCGCUCAGCGUACAGGCGCAAGACCAGCGCCCAGCCCCAAAGCACCAUGGCUCCCAAAAACGCUCUGCUCCAGCUCAGGGCCCCGGGCUACGACCAGCUGAAGCGCCGACACAAGAGGAAAAACCUGAGCCCUGCCAAAAAGGGCCCCAGCCCCAUGAAAGCGCGUCUCCCCGGAAACAGCCCUGCCAAAAGCAGCCCCGCCAAACUGCAACCGCUCAUGCUCAAGUAUGAAGACACGCCCACUGACACUCUGAAGCGUGAGAACGGGCCCUCCACAUCCUCUCUGAAGCCUGACGUCCCGCAACACCCAUCCAAACUCGCACCCAGUCCCCAUCCAGCCCUGGCUGGUGCCUCCGAGCUCCCAGACAUCCGUACCCUUCUGAGGGAGUGGGUCACUACCAUCUCAGAGCCUAUGGAGGAGGACAUCCUGCAGGUGGUGAAGUACUGCACGGCGCUGGUGGACGAUCGCGACCUGGAGAAGCUGGACCUCGUCAUCAAAUACAUGAAGAGGCUGAUGCAGCAGUCGGUGGAGUCGGUGUGGAGCAUGGCCUUCGACUUCAUCCUGGACAACGUGCAGGUCGUUCUGCAGCAAACCUACGGGAGCACGCUGAAGAUCACAUAGAGGACCCUCCCCUCCGUCUCUCUACAGCUCAUCCCUCUCUCUACAGCCCCUCCCUCUCUCUACAGCUCCUCCCUCUCCACACCUCCCCUCCCUCUCUACAGGUCCUCCCUCUCUCCAAACAUCCACACCUCCACACCUCAUCUAUCGACAGCUUGUCUCUCUCUCUCUCUACACAGUCAGGCCUCACCUGUACCUCUCUUCUGGUCU